Molecule: messenger RNA, 8127 nt
Organism: Haemorhous mexicanus (house finch)
Lineage: Eukaryota; Metazoa; Chordata; Aves; Passeriformes; Fringillidae
Gene: ZC3H12D
Product: zinc finger CCCH-type containing 12D
Exons: 5
Coding region: 3753-5582 (609 amino acids)
Biological process (GO): nuclear-transcribed mRNA catabolic process, RNase MRP-dependent; 3'-UTR-mediated mRNA destabilization
Cellular component (GO): cytoplasmic ribonucleoprotein granule; nucleus
Molecular function (GO): RNA endonuclease activity; mRNA binding; metal ion binding
Source: RefSeq, a predicted model, not a curated record
CUGUGGGCACAGCUCACUCCCUGGGGAGUUUGACUUCAUUAUUUUCAGCAAACUGAGCAGGGAAUGUGGGGAAGAAAAAGGCAAAUCUUUUCUUAGUCAUCAAGACAACAAAUGUCUGGUGUUGCUGUGAAGUGUUUAUGAAGAGUUAUGUGCAUCUUUCAUUUGUGAAAAUAAAAAUUAUUACUUUUCUGAAGGUAGAGCAGCCCCACCACAUGGCAGGGCUCAAAUGAGCUGUGUGUCUUAGGUGGUUUGCCGUGUCAUUCUCAGGGGUGAAGGAGGGGCAGGGGUGAAGUGGUCCAACCCCAAGGUGUGAGGGGCAGCACUGUGGUGGCAGGGAGCUGUAGCUGUGCUCCCUGUUCUGCUUGGCAUACAUGUGAACUUUAGAGAAGACCUUAUCCUGCUCUGCCUUGGCCAGGUCUGUCUGAGUCCCCUCUGCCUCUGCCUGGGCAGAACAGGCCUUUGAGGGGGCUUUGAAGAGCCCUGUGAGUCAAACUGGUCCUUAUUGUGGUUCUGUGCCCUGAGGCUGCUGCUCUGACUGGUCAGAAGAGGAGCAAAUACCUGAUGGAAGGAAAAGUUAUUCUCUAAAGUCAUUCAAGAUGUAGUCAACCAGUUCUUUGGAAAAGUGUUCUCAAUUAUAAUUUUCUAAUCUUAAAAUUGAAAUAGAAUUUUGUAAAUCUGACUGAAGCCAUUUCUUCUCUGUCUCUCUCUGUGUGUGUGUGUGUGUAAGAGUAGUCACAAGAACACAGAGAGAGUGCUUUUUGAGCUAGAACAUAGGAUGGGCACACCCCUAUCUAUGGAUAAAUUAUUCUAUGAAAUGAGAAGACUUUGGCUUUCAGCGGAGUGAAAACAAAAACAGAUUCCAGUGGGAUCAGCUGAGAUGAAGGGAGGAAAGUAGCAGGAGGAAAUCAAGGCAGUUUGCAAAUGAAGGUCAUAAUGUUUAUAAAUGGAAUUUCACAACCUGUUUGUGAUAGCAAAAUCUGGACUCUGUGAUACACGAUUUCUCCUCUUGUCAUGUUUUUUAUGCUGGUUAUAAGCAGCCAGCUACAUGCUGGACUUGGGCACACUCCUGACUAAUGUGUAAGCCAGGGAUUUUACUGCCCUUUAAUUCCCCCUUGAGAAGCAUGACCUCAGUGUUUUCUGCGACCGAGGCUUCCAUCUCAGUUUUUCCAAAUUAUCCUCUCUGUGGUGAAAACCCUGCAGUGCCUGUGUCACCCAUUUAUGAUGUUUGGCCACACUGCAGCAGAAAUCCAGUGGUUAACUUUGCAGAAUUAUCACACUGCUGGUGAUGGCUGAUACUGCAUCACAUCAAGCCCAGACACCCAUCCGGAGCUCAGCGCUUCCCAAGCUCACCAGGCCAGAGGGAUUCACUGCUUGCACAGAGGGACCAAGCCUUGCAGAAAGAAACAAAGUGUGCAGACAUGGACCACGGGCUUGGUGCUGCCUGGGAUGGAGCUAGGAAAGUGUUGUGUGAACAACUUUCAUUCAGCACCUGCUCAUCUGUGCUGGAGGCUGCAGGGUGGACGUGGCCUCUGCCCCCUCUGCAGCUGGUAAAAUUCUAAAGGAUUGAAUUAAACCUCAUUUCGGGUGAAAUCCAGGAUAAACAUCCAUGCAACACAAUGUGGUGCUAACAUGGGAAAUUGUUCUGAUAGUAAAAGAUAAGGGGGAGAAAAAAGAAAAAAAAAAAAAAGAAAAAGCAUCAGAGUAGACAGAAGUACAGGUUUGAAAAUAAUAGUAAUGGCAAUUAAAAUAUGUGGUAAAUCUUUUCAACCUGAAGACAUAGUAAGAAAAGUUUUAAUUAGAAAUUAUUUAUUUUUGAAAGUCUAGGCAUUUAAAAAAAAUGAAGUAGCCACUUUCAGGGUUUGUAGCCCCUAAUUGCAUACUGGAAGCAGGUUUGACUGUGGUGCUAGCCCAGAUGUGACUGCUUCUGCUUUAUUUUGUUACAUCAAUGUAUUUUAGCUCAGACAGUAGCUGUUCCAAAGAUGAGAAAACAUUUCAAUAAUGAAAAAGAAUUUUAAUUUUCAUUUUUAGUCAAUGAAUUAAAAACAAGGAUUAGAUGUAAAAAAUGUUACAGAGUGCACUGUGAGGAAAACAGUCACUGACAAAAAUGUAAUGAUUUAGUUUAGAUGGAAAAAUACACCUGGUAACUGUUUUCCCCUUGAAGUUAUGACAUAUUUAAAGUAUGCUUUAUUUUAUUGAUGCUGUUUUUCAUUUUAAACCGAGUGCCAGAUUUCUCCCAGAGAAUUCCUGAAAUUUAUAAAGCUACGUAGAAAAGUAAAAAUCAAAGUUUCACUAGGUGAAGUUAUAACUAAUUAUCAUGUUUUCCUGCUGAACUAAUCAGUUUUAAAUUAACUGAACCCAGCGUGGAUUUCUUCCCCACAGCCUGAGAAGGCUCUUAUGCCUUAGGGAGGAGCUUCUCUCUGAAUCCUCUCCCAGAUCCUUGUUUCCAGUACCUCCAUGCCUUCUCCCACAUGGUUUCAGCCUCUGGCUCCUGGGGUGGCUCCUGCUGGGCAGGCAGUGGCUGGCAGGCUGGGAAGGGGAGCUGGUGGGUGGGAUGUGGUUCUGGCUCUGGGCUCAGCACGGAGGGGUUGUUUGGUCGGUUAAAUCUGGAUCUGACUGCAGUCACAAAGGGGGGACAGCCACCCUUACAUCUCUCGGGUGGGUAGAAGAACCAGACACAGCUUUUAACCAGGCAGCACCAGUAAUUUCAGCUUUGUGACAUGAGAUGCUUCAGUGCAAGCAAGCCAACAGUGGCUGAAGGUGUUUGGCUUGACAGAGGAGUGGUCACCCUGUAUGUUCUCCUGUGUCACCCUUGUUGGGCUUGGGCAGCUCUGGGUAUCCCUGACUGUGCUGCCCAUCACCUUCAGUCACUGGGUAGACCAGAAAUUUACGUGGUGCAGUUCUGGAGAACAUGAAGUUGCUUUUUGCUACUUUUGCACACUCAUUUCUGAAUUACCUUGACAAUAAACGUAAGUGAAAUUGAAACCGCUUUCUGGAUCACCUGCUUCAAGGCACUGUCCUGACUGCUUUCAAAAAAACAAUCUGCUUCUUUGAAAAUAAAAGCCCUCACCAAAAUAGCAAGUAACAGGAAAAGAGUAGUCAGGCAUCAUUAGAACUGAUGAGUGACAGAAUUUCAGAAUUUAUGUCCGUAUGCACACAGACAGACACAUAGUAGGAAAGAGGAAACUAUAAAAAAAAUCUGUUUCUAGAUACUUUGCAAACAGCAUGUUUUCUUAAAUCACUGGAUGAAAUUUGGCUAUACUUGUUAAGUUGCUAUGGCAUCUGGGCCCGUCCAGUAAAACUUGACAGAUAUUUAUCUGGGGCUGAGAAACCACACAGCAAAUUGAAAAUCCCCUUUGUGUCAUUUCCUGUGAGAUAAGUCUGAAGAACCAACUCACGCAUGCAGCCUGCGCACAGGCAGCCUGGCACAGCUCACCAAGUCAAGUGACACCUGUCUGACAUAAUAUUUGGAGAGUGACGAACAUCGCAUGGGACACUCUGGUGCUUUUAUAAUUAAGAGCACACCAGAAAAAUGCUUUAAUGCUGAGAGGAGGCUGGACAGUCUCCUCAGAGAGAGGACAGCUAACCUGCUGGUCUCUGCUGUGCACUAGGCAAAGGAUUGAGAUAAUUGCAUGUUCUUCCCUAAUGCUUGUGUUCUGUUGUUGCUAAUCUUUCCCUCCCUGAAGCUGAUGCCUGUGGGACACAGCUGGGAAGACAGGAGCAUCAGGCUUAAAGGAACAUAAGUGCUUGCUAAAAUGGCACUGGCCGGUUCAAUUUCUAGCAAAGCAGCACCACCACACUCCAGAAAAGUUUCUGCAGCAGGGGUGGAAGUGCACCAGAGCAAGAUGGAUUUUUUCUGCAAGCUGGGCUAUGGUAAGCAGGACAUCUGCAAAGUGCUGGAGAACCUGGGCCAAGAGGCCCUGGAGGACGAUGUGCUGAAAGAGCUGAUUCGGAUGGGGAGCAAACCUCAGGCUCUGGAGAACCAGGCUCAGCCUUCCCAGCUAAAGCUGGUAGCCCGUGGAUCGUGCGGCACCACAGCGGGGCUGAAGCGGCUUGGAGAAGAUGAAGGUGAUUCUUCUGAUUCCCUGAGGCCCAUUGUGAUCGACGGCAGCAAUGUCGCCAUGAGCCAUGGAAACAAGGAGGUGUUCUCCUGCUGGGGGAUCCAGCUGGCAGUGGAUUGGUUUCGAGAGAGGGGGCACACCUACAUCAAGGUUUUUGUCCCGCUCUGGAGAAAGGAGCCCCCUCGACAAGACAGCCCCAUUGCAGAUCAGCACAUCCUUGAGGAGCUGGAGAAGCAAUCCAUCCUGGUGUACACCCCCUCCCGGAAGGUGAAGGGCAAGCGGGUGGUUUGCUACGACGAUCGCUACAUAGUGAAAGUGGCUUACGAGAGGGACGGAGUCAUUGUUUCCAAUGACCACUACCGGGACCUCCAGAACGAAAACCCCGAGUGGAAAUGGUUCAUCGAGCAGCGACUACUCAUGUACUCCUUUGUCAGUAACAGGUUUAUGCCUCCCGACGAUCCAUUAGGCCGGCAUGGACCCACCUUAAGUAACUUCCUCAGCAAAAAGCCAGUGCUUCCUGAGAAAAAAUGGCAGCCUUGCCCUUAUGGUAAAAAAUGCACCUAUGGCAAUAAAUGCAAAUUUUACCAUCCAGAGAGACAACAUCAAGCUCAGCUUUCGGUUGCUGAUGAGCUCAGGGCCAAAACAAAGGCCCCGCUAGCCCUGGGGAAGGAGGAGGAGAGGUGUCAGUGCUCCCCGUGCGAUGCCUGCACGGAAACUCUGCGGGAAGCCAGAGGCUGCUCUGGGCCCUCCUGCUGCCCGGGCCGGUCCCAGGGCAGCUGCUCGGAGCAGACAUUCCGUGCCUGGGCCAGCAGUGCCGGCUCUGACCUGCGGCUGGAGCGGCGCUUGCCGCAGCCGGAGCCGCUCCUGGAGAGGAUGUCAGCAGUGUCCAUCCGUGAGGACACCUACGGCUGCAGCUGGUCCCGAUGCACCGCUCGGGACAGGGCGGUCGCGGACAGCCCCCAGCCCUGCUCCGCCCUCAGGCACAAACUGCUCUCGCUUCAUCCCCCUCAGGGCUUGGAGCGCCCCGGCUCUGCCAGGGGCCCUUUCCAGCGAGGAGCGCUCCCGGCCGUGCCAGGCGCGAUGUGCCCGGAGCGCCGCUGGGCUCAGGAGCGCCCAGGUGUGCACGGAGCGGGCCACGGGAGCCGCUCCUUCCCUCGCGGCGCUCAGCACAAACAGGCCCUGGAGAGCCAGCCCCCCCUUUUGCUGCAGCGCCCGGCUCUGUGCCCUGCCCGGCUGGCCCCGCUCGGCGAGCCCCAGCCCCAGCGCUGUGUGCCCAGCCAGCCCCCGGGGCAGCCCCCGCAGCUGGAGCGCAGCAACAGAAUGGGAUUGUUCCAGACAGCCCAUGCCUACCCCAAUGCCUCUUACAGGAACUACUGGCCCACCCCAGCUGCAAGGCCACCCUCUGCCCAGCAAAUAAACAUCCACAGGGAGCUGUGCUCCCCUUAUCCUUACAGUGGGAUGAGCCAGGUCAUGACUUUGUACCCCAGUAUCCAGGAUAAGGGGACUGGAGCUCCCCCCCUGUGAAGACAGGCUCAGGAAGUUGGGGCUGUUCAGCCUGGAGAAGUGUGCAUGGAGACCUCAUAAAAACCUUCCAGGAUCUGAAGAGAGCCUACAAGGAAGCCAGAGAGGGACACGUAAUCAGGAACUCCAGUGACAGUACACAGGGGGAUGGCUUCAAACUGAGACGGGGUCGGUUUAGAUUAGAUUUUAGGAUGAAAUUCUUAAUUGUGUGAGUGGUGAGACAGAGCUUGCACAGAGAAAUUGUGAAUGCCCCAUCCCUGGAAGUGUUUAAGGCAGGCUGGGUGGGACUCUGUGCAAUCUGGUCUGGUGAAAGGUGUCUCUGCCCAUGGCAGCAGGGGUGUUGGAACUGCAUGUUCUUUUGUGUUCCUUCCAACUCAAACAAUUCUGUGAUUCUAUGAUAUUGCCUGCUGGGCUUUAAUGAUUCAAAGACACAGAAACUUGUGAAACCUCCAGAGCAAACCAUUCCCAAUCAGCACAAGUCCCAGGGCAAGAAGAUGCGGAAGCUUAACUAACUGAGGCUUAUUCUGAGGCUUAACUACCUGUUUUUAGAGGGUGUUGUGGCAAGGAUUACAGUUGCUCCAGGAAUACAAGUAUAAGGAUCCAGUCUAGGCAAAGCUGUCAACCACGGCAGUGGGAUUGCAUUCCACCUCCCCUGAAAGGGAACAGGAGGGCUCAGGGUUAGUGGGCUGUCAGCAUUUGAAGCUCACUGGUGCCUGGAUUGAGGAUGGCACAGCUUUUCAUUAAUGCCCUGAAACACUGGAUGUGUUUUUAGAGUCCUAAGUUAUGGUUCGACUUCUGUAAAAGAGCUGUGCUUGCCCAGCCAGCACAGGAGGUGAUUUGGCCUGUUCCCCCAGCACAGGGCUGUGCUCUCUGCUGGAAGGCAGCUCUGGGUCCCUGUCAUCACCUGAUUCAAGCCCAACCUGCUGCCAGCGAGCUUUCAGAGCUACACCUCGUGCUUCUAAAGCCAUGCUGAGCGCACACAGAAGGGGCUGGAGGUGCACCAGAGCACCUGAAGGAAAACACAGGAAUAUUUCUCAGAAAAGGGACACACAGAGCAUAAAUAAAAUACAUCUUCAAUGUAAGUCCUGGUGUGGACUGAGGGCUUGGGGAUGGUAAUUAAAAAAAUCCAGAAGUCCAGAUGAUGCUAAAGAGGAAAAAAAGAAAAAAAGGUUGAAAGUGUCUCCUGUGUUGAACAAGGAAUCUAUUGUUGACUUAACUCUCAAUUACCAAAUGUGGCCCCAUGAUGCAAUUAUACAGAAAACCAUGUUCUGUUAGGACAUGUUUGAUUUUCAGUAAGCUGUAAAGCUGCUAAUCUCUGCAUUAUUCCACUGAAUGCUUCAGGUUCAAUCCAAUUAGUAAGGUUGAUCCUGAAGGCUUUUUGGCAUUAUACCAAAGUUUAAGUAUGUCAAUAUGACAUGUUUUAAAAAUGCUUUAACACAUUAUAAAAUGUUCAUCUAUAACACUUUGUUCUCAAGAACGUCUUAAUUUUCUGAGUUUUACUUACAUGGUGGGGUUUUUUUGUUAUUAUUUUGUUUAGGUUUUGGUUUUGUUUUCUUUUUCCCCCAGUCCCAGUCAUCUUAGAAGUGAUGCUUCAACAUUCAGGUUGGAUUUUCAAGCUCUCUGACCCUGCAGUAUCUCAUUUCUCUGAAGUGCAGGGUUGUUAGUUUCAUGAAGGAAUUAAACACAGUCCUCAAUGAGAAGUUGGAAUUCUGUUUCUUUUCCAAGAGUAGCAGUAAUUUACCCUUAGUGACAUUAUCACAUGAUGAAUUUUUUGAAAGCUGUGAUAGUUUGACUUGUUUCCCUCUGGAAACCACCACUAGCUUUUAGUUUUUUGGGGUUUUUUUUGAUGAUGGUGUUUGAAGAAUCUGCAGAAAAUAAGUAUACUGUGUCUGUUCAUUUUCUUGUGCCCCUGUGGUUGGCUCCAAGAAAUAGCAAUUUGAAUUUUGGAGGUAUGAUUUAUGUUCACAGAACAUGACUGUUUUUUCCAUAUGUCCUAUGGAUUGUCAGAAUGGCUUAUAAAUUUAUCCAGUACAUAUUACAUAAGGAUUAGAAGUUCCAACAAACCAGAAGUUAAAAUAAAACUAUGGAAAACAUUCUCUGUGACAUGCCUCAAAAAAUAUUGGAGACAAAGUGUGAUGCUGAGUGGAAAAAUACCUUCCACCCAAACAAAGCAAGUCCCAAAUGGCAGCAUCCAGAAAACACACGCACAGCAAUGGAGCAGGAUGUAACAGUACAUGUCAACAAUAAUUUUCAUGUCUGGCAUGUUACAUAUUUCAAUACACAAAGCAUUUAAGAAUCCAUGGAAAAAUUGGCACACUGCCUUUACAUGGUGCCCUUGGCUUGCUGGAUAUGUGCAUGAACUUUUCUCCUUUUCCUUUGAGGAUGCACAGGAAUUUGGUGGUUGUCCAAAACCCUCUCAAUGUUUAAUUUUUUUUUCCUUUUAAUUUCUGUAAUAUUUACUGAGGAAUCUUUUUGUAAAAUACAUAGAAUGUGCACUCUACUGAGAAAGUGUCUGAGAAAAUAAAUCAGACUUUGGUGCUAAACAGAA